Wyeomyia smithii (pitcher-plant mosquito) is the source of this 2459-nucleotide messenger RNA. Its product is annotated as WW domain-containing oxidoreductase-like. The transcript has a single exon. The coding region runs from base 1239 to 2459 and encodes 406 amino acids. Gene Ontology annotation, molecular function: protein binding. The record is from RefSeq and is a predicted model, not a curated record. NCBI's taxonomy places the organism in Eukaryota, Metazoa, Arthropoda, Insecta, Diptera, Culicidae.
UGAAUUUCCGAUACAUUAUGAAUGUGAUUGGAAGAGUUUUGAGGAAUUAGGUUCGUCGUCGAUUUAAGAUUUCAUAACAAAACGAAGUUUCCAUGAUGUCAACAUAUUGUGGGCAAGGUGGUGAUUUUUUAUUGGCCCGGUUUACCUGUUGACGUUUGGGUCCCACGCGUGUUGUAAUAGAUAUCUCUUCGUCUUCCUUCGAAUCAAAUUCUUGCGAACGUAAAAAUUUGCAUUCCCACUUUUGUUUGAAUCAGUUUGAACUUCCCUGUGCUCAGCUCAGUCAAAAAUGAUAAUACCCACGCUUAUUGUUAAAAUUCGUUUCAAAUGAUCUUUUCGCACGAAAGUCCAAUAAGAAAGUAAACAAGAAUAAAGGGCCAUGCACAUUCCAUAUGGACAGAUUUUUGAAGAUUCUCUGUAAUUCCAGGUUCUGUGGAGUAUCGCAGCGAUCGCAGCAUACAUUUCUGUCAUAUUGUUUAUAAAUCACAUAGAAGUUGAGUGUAUUUCGCAUAGGUGUGGGUGAUUUUUUUUAACUUUUACCUACGUAUAUAACAAUUAACACCUCAGGAUCUGAAACUAAUUACGAUUGCAGUUAGCAAAUAUUAUCGUAAAUUACUAAAAAACAAUCUUUGUUGAAUGUUAGUAACUGACGUCUAUUGUUAUGGUAAUGCACAUUUAAUGGUUUCACUGCAACCAUGUGUAAUGAGUUUUUCCUAUUCAUCCGGUACGGAAUCUCGCGUAGCAAGCUAUCCAAUGUGCUUUAUGGUAUACUAAACUACUAGUUUAGUUUGAAAAGCGUCUGAAUAUAAUUUCGCAGCUCGCUUCUAACUGAAGGUAACAAUCAGGAUAACUAGACGGAGAGAUUUUCUAAUUUGUUGAAAACUCAUUCAAGAACAUAAUGUAAGGGUCAAUUAGAUCUUGCAAACUACCAACAUUAUAUACAUCACCAACAACUGAAGCAAUUAUGUUUGCAAUGAAUGAAUUUCGAUUGUGCAGGUACACAUGCGCUCGAUUAGAUAAAGUUAAUUUUUCAUUUUCGUUUACUCGCGCCGCAUUGGUUUGACUUCAGUUAAGUGUAUAUAUUUGCACACGCAAGACCUAACUAAUGCUGCUAGAAAGAAAACAUUGUUAACUAUUAGGUGGGAUGCGUGCAGUCGAAGCUUUUCCAAUAGUUUAUUCCAACUAAAUUUGCACUAUCAAAGCAGUAAAGUUUUGCCAGUUAGAAAAGAUAGUUCAGCACGAUGUCGGUUUCAACUCCAGAAAUUGACGAUGAAUUGCUACCACCGUGGGAAGAGCUAGCUACUGACGAUGGGUUUGUGUACUACCUAGAUCGCGGAAAGCACGCUACUCAGCUGACUCAUCCCCGUACAGGGAAAAUAAAACGUAUUCCCCGCGAUCUUCCACAGGGCUGGACUAAACAAGUGGAAGAAGCAACCGGGAAAAUUGCUUUUAUCAAAGAAGAAACCCAGGAAAAGACUUACAUCGACCCAAGACUAGCAUCUGCCGUUGAAGCGGAUCCGCAAACAAUGGGUCAACUGCGACAACGUUUCAACAGUGGAACAAGUGCUCUCGAAGUUCUUGAAGGACAAGAUCUCACUGGAAAAGUGGCAAUAGUGACAGGAGCCAACACAGGAAUUGGAUAUGAAACGGCCUUAUCUCUAGCGUUGCAUGGAUGUGAAGUGAUUUUCGCAUGCCGCAAUGAAGCAACAACGGGCAAAGCGAUUGCGAAAAUCAAAAGAAUUAAGCACUCUGCUGGAAAAGCAUGCAAGUUUAUUAAAAUAGAUUUGGCCAGUCUUCGCUCCACAAAAGAGUUCGCCGACCAAGUUAAAGCCCAGUAUAAACACAUUGAUAUGCUUAUUCUUAAUGCUGGAGUCUACAGCCCACCCCAACAUCUUACUGAAGAUGGUUUCGAGACAACAUUUCAGGUGUGUCAUUUGUCGCACUUCUAUCUAACCUUAUUGCUCUCAGAUACGUUCGAUCACACAUCCAGAAUAAUCGUGGUUUCAUCCGAAUUGCAUCGCGCAAGCUUCCUGCGCACUAGCGACAUAAACGAAAGUAUGCUGGCUGCACCACCGCGAACAUUUAUAAGUUACAGUGCCUACAACGACGCCAAAUUGUGCAAUGUUAUGUUUGCAUUCGAGCUAGCUAAGCGUUGGAGAAGUCGUGGUAUUGCCGUGUUUGCCCUUCAUCCCGGUAGCUUAGUAUCUACAGAAAUUAAUCGUAACUAUUGGUUCUGGAGAUUAUUUUUCGUACUUAUAAGACCAUUCACGAAAUCCGUUCAGCAAGCAGCCAGCACUACCGUUUAUUGCGCCACAGCCCCAGAGCUAAACGGACUGACUGGACUUUACUUCAACAAUUGCUACAUUUGCGGACCGGCCGAUAGCACAAGAAACGAGCGCAAGCAGAGACUUCUUUGGGAAUUCAGCGAAAGCCUUAUCGAACGUGCUACGAAGGAUUUUUAG